This is a messenger RNA of Panthera uncia (snow leopard), 2743 nucleotides long. It is a transcript of the gene TRPC4AP, whose product is annotated as transient receptor potential cation channel subfamily C member 4 associated protein. The transcript is spliced from 20 exons. Gene Ontology annotation, cellular component: Cul4A-RING E3 ubiquitin ligase complex. The coding region runs from base 45 to 2438 and encodes 797 amino acids. Gene Ontology annotation, molecular function: phosphatase binding. The record is from RefSeq and is a predicted model, not a curated record. NCBI's taxonomy places the organism in Eukaryota, Metazoa, Chordata, Mammalia, Carnivora, Felidae. Gene Ontology annotation, biological process: ubiquitin-dependent protein catabolic process.
GCGGCCCCGGGGCCGCUUGCUUCCUGUUUGUCGGACGAGGAGACAUGGCGGCGGCGCCGGCGGCUGCUGGGUCUGGGGCCGGCCGAGGGCGACGGGCAGCGGCAACGGUGGCGGCUUGGGGCGGAUGGGGCGGCCGGCCGCGGCCCGGUAACAUUCUGCUGCAGCUGCGGCAGGGCCAGCUGACCGGCCGGGGCCUGGUCCGGGCCGUGCAGUUCACUGAGACAUUUUUGACGGAGAGGGACAAACAGUCCAAAUGGAGUGGAAUUCCUCAGCUGCUCCUGAAGCUGUACGCAAGCAGCCACCUCCACAGUGACUUCAUUGAGUGCCAAAACAUCCUCAAGGAAAUUUCUCCUCUUCUCUCCAUGGAGGCUAUGGCAUUUGUUACUGAAGAGAGGAAACUUACCCAAGAAACCACUUAUCCAAAUACUUAUAUUUUUGACUUGUUUGGAGGCGUUGAUCUCCUUGUAGAAAUUCUUAUGAGGCCUACAAUCUCUAUCCGGGGACAGAAACUGAAAAUAAGUGAUGAAAUGUCCAAGGACUGUUUGAGCAUCCUGUAUAAUACCUGUGUCUGUACGGAAGGAGUUACAAAGCGUUUGGCAGAAAAGAAUGACUUUGUGAUCUUCCUGUUUACGUUGAUGACGAGUAAGAAAACAUUCUUACAAACAGCAACCCUCAUUGAAGAUAUUUUGGGUGUUAAAAAGGAAAUGAUCCGACUAGAUGAAGUCCCCAAUCUGAGUUCUUUAGUAUCCAAUUUUGAUCAGCAGCAGCUUGCUAAUUUCUGCCGGAUUCUGGCUGUCACCAUUUCAGAGAUGGAUACAGGGAAUGAUGACAAGCACACACUACUUGCCAAAAAUGCUCAGCAGAAGAAGAUCUUGAGCUUAGGACCCUCCGCAGCUGAAAUCAACCAAGCGGCCCUUCUCAGCAUCCCUGGCUUUGUUGAGCGGCUUUGCAAGCUUGCGACUCGAAAGGUGUCAGAGUCAACGGGCACAGCUAGCUUCCUUCAGGAGUUGGAGGAGUGGUACACAUGGCUAGACAAUGCUUUGGUGCUGGAUGCCCUGAUGCGAGUGGCUAAUGAGGAGUCUGAGCACAAUCAAGCCUCCAUUGUGUUCCCUCCUCCAGGGGCUUCUGAGGAGAAUGGCCUGCCUCACACUUCCACCAGGACCCAGCUGCCUCAGUCAAUGAAGAUCAUGCAUGAGAUCAUGUACAAACUGGAAGUGCUCUAUGUUCUCUGCGUGCUUCUGAUGGGGCGUCAGCGAAACCAGGUUCACAGAAUGAUCGCAGAGUUCAAGCUGAUCCCCGGGCUCAAUAAUUUGUUCGACAAGCUGAUUUGGAGGAAGCACUCAGCAUCUGCCCUUGUCCUCCAUGGUCACAACCAGAACUGUGACUGUAGCCCGGACAUCACCUUGAAGAUACAGUUCUUGAGGCUUCUCCAGAGUUUCAGCGACCACCACGAGAACAAGUACCUGCUGCUCAAUAACCAGGAGCUGAACGAACUCAGUGCCAUCUCUCUCAAGGCCAACAUCCCUGAGGUGGAAGCCGUCCUCAACACUGACAGGAGUUUGGUGUGUGAUGGGAAGAGGGGCUUAUUAACUCGUCUGCUGCAGGUCAUGAAGAAGGAGCCAGCCGAAUCAUCAUUCAGGUUUUGGCAAGCCCGGGCUGUGGAGAGUUUCCUCCGAGGGACCACCUCCUAUGCAGACCAGAUGUUCCUGCUGAAGCGAGGCCUUCUGGAGCACAUCCUGUACUGCAUCGUGGACAGCGAGUGCAAGUCGAGGGAUGUGCUCCAGAGUUACUUUGACCUUCUGGGGGAAUUGAUGAAGUUCAAUGUUGAUGCAUUCAAGAGAUUUAAUAAAUAUAUCAACACUGAUGCAAAGUUCCAGGUGUUCCUGAAGCAGAUCAACAGCUCUCUGGUGGACUCCAACAUGCUGGUGCGCUGCGUCACGCUGUCGCUGGACCGGUUCGAAAAUCAGGUAGACAUGAAAGUUGCUGAGGUCCUGUCCGAGUGCCGCCUGCUUGCCUACAUAUCCCAGGUGCCCACACAGAUGUCCUUCCUCUUCCGCCUCAUCAACAUCAUCCACGUGCAGACACUGACCCAGGAGAACGUCAGCUGCCUCAAUACCAGCCUGGUGAUCCUGAUGCUGGCCCGGCGGAAAGAGCGGCUGCCCCUGUACCUGCGGCUGCUGCAGCGAAUGGAACACAGCAAGAAGUACCCCGGCUUCCUACUCAACAACUUCCACAACCUGCUGCGCUUCUGGCAGCAGCAUUACCUGCACAAGGACAAGGACAGCACCUGCCUGGAGAAUAGCUCCUGCAUCAGCUUCUCAUACUGGAAAGAGACCGUGUCCAUCCUGUUGAACCCAGACCGCCAGUCACCCUCUGCCCUCGUCAGCUACAUUGAGGAGCCCUACAUGGACAUAGACAGGGACUUCACCGAGGAGUGACCUUGGGCCAGGCCUCGGGAGGCUGCCGGGCCAGGGCCAGUGUGGGUGAGCGUGGCGACUCUGGUUCUGUUUGCUCACUGGCCGCUGUGUUCAUCCCAGGGGGUUUCCCUAGAAGUGGGGACCCUUUUCUUCCAUCCCUUGGGGCACCGGGUGGCUGUGCCCUGCCCCAAGGCAGCGUCUCCUGCCUGAGCCCACACACACAGGAGCCUGGCUAGGAACACACCCUUGGCCCCUCCUUGUGUUGCCAAUUUAUUAACAACAAAUAAACCAAUUAAAUGGAGACUAUUAAAGAACUUUAUUUUAAA